AUGGGCAUCAACACUGCCCCGAGCGACAUCACCCGGGAAUUCUUCCGUCAUUCCUCCGGCCGGCGUGUCAACACCGACGCCACCAUCGCCAAGGCCCUCAAGGCGGAAUACCCCAACCUCGACCUCGUCAUCGUCCCUUCCCUCGGCGUAGACCUGCUCGGCUACGCCUCCGCCGGACACGCCAACUUCACCUCCCUCGCCGACCAGCCAGCGGCAAACAGCCAGGAAUCGGAUCAUGGUCUCCCGGUGCUUCCGACCUCGCUCAUAUGGAAGAUCUACACCGCCCCGGCCCGGCGCAUCGACGGCAGCCCAGGUAGUCUAGCCCAGGACGUACUCUUCGCCAAAUUCCUGUAUACCUGGCAAAAAAACGAGUUCAUCCUGUACCUCGUCGACGGCCGCGACGGAGCAAAUUCUUACCCAGACGUGCGGAACCACUACCUGUUGACCACCGACACCGCGAAAGCCGACGCCCUCGUGGUGGCUGCGGGCCAGUGGGGCAACGAGCUGCACGAACAGGUGUGGGUUUGGGACGCCGGGCGCUGGACGAAGAGCGCGGAGUUGUACCAGAGUAUUCGGAAGGCGUCGUGGGAUGCCGUGAUUUUAGAGGAAGGGAUGAAGAAGGCGAUUAUUGCGGACCACCAGUCGUUCUUUGACUCGAGGGAUACGUACACGCGACUGAAGGUGCCAUGGAAGCGGGGAUUGAUUUACUAUGGACCGCCGGGUAACGGGAAAACCAUCUCGAUCAAGGCCAUGAUGCACACGCUGUACAGCCGGGAAGAGCCCGUCCCGGCUCUGUAUGUCCGGAGUUUCUCUUCGUUCGCCGGCCCCGAAUACGGCAUCAGCCAAAUCUUCCUCAAAGCGCGGCAGUACGCCCCCUGCUACCUCAUCUUCGAAGAUCUCGACUCGCUCGUAUCCGACUCGGUGCGUAGCUACUUUCUCAACGAGAUCGAUGGCCUUCGCAGCAACGACGGCAUCUUCAUCGUGGGCAGCACCAAUCACCUAGAACGCCUGGAUCCAGGUAUCGCAAAACGCCCGUCCCGCUUCGACAGAAAGUACUACUUCCCCGACCCCAACCUCUCCGAGCGCAUCGCCUACUGCCACUUCUGGCAGCGCAAGCUCGCCGGCAACCGCGACAUUGUUUUUCCCGAUCGGCUGUGCGAGGCUAUCGCGGGGAUCACGGACGGGUUCAGUUUUGCAUACAUCCAGGAGGCCUUUGUGGCGUCGCUGAUUACGAUUGCGCGAGAUGCGGGGGAUGCGGAAGUCAACUGGCCAAAAGAGGAUGAGGAAGGGCCUGAGGCUGGGUGGGAGAGUGUGGAGAGGCUGCGGAGUAAUAGUGAGGAACUCCAAGAGGAUUGGGUGGGAGUGAACACCGACGAUGAAGGUGACUUGGAUGAUUUACCGUUGUGGGUGGAGAUCAAGAAACAGGUGGCCAUCUUGCGAGAGGGAAUGAAGGAAAAGGCGAGCAACUAG
Molecule: messenger RNA, 1470 nt
Organism: Dichotomopilus funicola
Lineage: Eukaryota; Fungi; Ascomycota; Sordariomycetes; Sordariales; Chaetomiaceae
Product: P-loop containing nucleoside triphosphate hydrolase protein
Exons: 3
Coding region: 1-1470 (489 amino acids)
Biological process (GO): retrograde protein transport, ER to cytosol; mitotic spindle disassembly; autophagosome maturation
Cellular component (GO): cytosol; VCP-NPL4-UFD1 AAA ATPase complex; nucleus
Molecular function (GO): ATP binding; ATP hydrolysis activity; polyubiquitin modification-dependent protein binding
Source: RefSeq, a predicted model, not a curated record